CACGUGUCUGUCGUGAGGGUUUACGGCACAAAUGGGCAAGGACGCUGCCAAGGAUGAGGCGCUCGAGCAGCGGCACAAUAUGUUGUCGCCGUUCACGGCGGGAUGGCAGAUGGUGAAGGUGGAGCCUCUCAUCAUCGAGAAAUCGGAGGGGAUUUAUGUGUAUGAUACGAAUGGAAACAAGUACCUGGACGCCCUUGCUGGCCUCUGGAACAAUGCGCUUGGAGGAAACGAACCUCGCCUUGUGGAGGCCGCGAAGAAGCAGCUCGAUGUUCUCCCGUACUACCACUCUUUCUGGAACCGUACUACUCCAGUCACGCUGGAACUUGCCAAAGAGCUUGUGGAGAUGUUCACGCAGGUUAAAAUGAGCCGCGUGUUGUUCACGAACAGUGGCUCCGAGUCGAACGAUUCCCAAGUGAGAUUGGUUUGGUACUACUACAAUGCCAUCGGGAAGCCCCACAAAAAGAAGUUUAUAGCACGAGAAAAAGCCUACCACGGAUCUACGUAUGCUUCAGCCAGUCUCUCCGGUUUGCCGAACCUUCAUAAAGGUUUUGACGCACCAGCAUCUUUUGUUGUUCAUACUGACUGUCCGCAUUAUUGGCGAAAUCACUUGCCUGGUGAGAGUGAGGAGGAUUUUGCCACGAGAUUGGCUGAUAAUCUGGAAAAGCUCAUCCUAAAGGAAGGACCCGAAAAUAUUGCUGCCUUCAUUGGAGAGCCUCUCAUGGCUGCUGGCGGUGUCAUGCCUCCUCCAGCUACAUACUGGGACAAGAUUCAACCCAUUCUUAAAAAAUACGACAUCCUCCUUAUUGCUGAUGAGGUUGUUUGUGCAUUUGGAAGGCUUGGAACAAUGUUCGGUUGCGACUAUUACAAUAUAAAGCCCGAUCUUGUUAGCAUGGCAAAGGCCUUAUCUUCCGCUUAUAUGCCCAUUGGAGCUGUUCUUGUAAGUGAAAAAAUAUCAGAUGCUAUCUUGAAGUUCAGUGACCAGCAUGGCUCUCUUGGCCAUGGAUUUACAUAUUCUGGACAUCCCGUUCCUUGUGCGGUUGCCUUGGAAGCAUUGCACAUUUACAAGGAGAGAGACAUUCCCGGACAUGUUGCAAAAGUAUCUCCCCACUUUCAGAAAGGACUGCAUAAACUAUCCAGCAGUCCAGUCAUCGGAGAGAUUCGUGGGACUGGUUUGAUCAUUGGAGUCGAAUUCAAAGACGGGAAGCGUCCGGAAAACACCUUUCCAGCAGACUGGGGAGUGUCAUCAUAUUUCGCAGAUAAGUGCAAAGAGGAAGGAAUGCUGGUGCGCAUCUCGGGAGACGCCAUCUUCAUGUCUCCAACGUUGACAAUCACAAUCGAAGAGAUUGACGAGCUCAUCACCAUGUUCGAGAAGGCACUCAAAGCCACCGAGAAAUACGUCGAGUCCAAGAAAAAAAGUGGAUAAACAUCAGCGGCCUCUGGAAUAAAAUGGCGUUUGUUUCAUUCUUUUCUUCUUUCGGUAAAGUGCUUUUUCUUUCU
Selaginella moellendorffii is the source of this 1497-nucleotide messenger RNA. Its product is annotated as gamma aminobutyrate transaminase 1, mitochondrial. Gene Ontology annotation, molecular function: pyridoxal phosphate binding; S-adenosyl-L-methionine:8-amino-7-oxononanoate transaminase activity. The record is from RefSeq and is a predicted model, not a curated record. The coding region runs from base 32 to 1423 and encodes 463 amino acids. The transcript is spliced from 18 exons. Gene Ontology annotation, biological process: biotin biosynthetic process. NCBI's taxonomy places the organism in Eukaryota, Viridiplantae, Streptophyta, Lycopodiopsida, Selaginellales, Selaginellaceae.